AAUUCCCAUCAGGCGGCGGGGAGCGAGGGCUUCCCGGCCCCGCCUCUGCCGCGUGGCCCCGCCUCCUCCGGCCCGCGGAGACUGCGCUGUCUGGCGGGCGCGCUUUUCCGGAGCUACGCCUGACUCGCUGGACAGAGCUCAGAAGGCGUGGUGCUGCUUCCUCCAGCUCUCCGCUGCGUAUUUGCGCCCUCCAUUUAGGAAUCUGUCCCUCACUGUCCUGGUACCCCCACGCCUCUCAGCCCCUGACCUUCGCCUUCAGAGGUUCUGGCCAGGUGCCGGACGGGGCGCUGUGUCAAGGGCGACCCCUCAGAGCAGCGUCCUGUGCUAAAGGUGCUGCUUAGGAUGAAUAUGAUUUGGAGAAAUUCCACUUCUUGUCUAAGGCUAGGAAAGGUGCCACAGAGAUACCAAAGUGGUUACCACCCAGUGGUUCCUCUGGGAUCAAGAAUUUUAACUGAUCCAGCCAAAGUUUUUGAACAUAACAUGUGGGAUCAUAUGGAGUGGUCUAACGAAGAAGAAGCAGCCGCCAGAAAAAAAGUAAAGGAAAACUCAGCUGUGCGAGUCCUUCUGGAAGAGCAAGUUAAGUUUGAGAGAGAAGCUAGUAAAUACUGGGACACAUUUUACAAGAUUCAUAAGAAUAAGUUUUUCAAGGAUCGUAAUUGGCUGUUGAGGGAAUUUCCUGAAAUUCUUCCAUUUGAUCAAAAAACUGAAGAGAAGGCAAGAGAAUCGUCAUGGGAUCAUGUAAAAACUAGUGCUACAAAUUGUUUCUCAAGAAUGGACUGUCCUACUGUGCCUGAAGAAAAAAGUCAUUAUGUGAAAAGUUCUGGCUCUUCAGAAGGUCAAAGCAAAACAGAAUCUGAUUUUUCCAACCUAGACUCUGAAAAACACAAAAAAGGACCUAUGAAGACUGAAUUGUUUCCUGGUAGCAAUGCCAGUUUCAGGAUACUAGAGGUUGGUUGUGGAGCUGGAAAUAGUGUUUUUCCAAUUUUGAACACUUUGCAGAACUCUCCAGAGUCCUUUCUUUAUUGUUGUGAUUUUGCUUCUGGAGCUGUGGAGCUCGUAAAGUCACACUCGUCCUACAGAGCAGCCCAGUGUUUUGCCUUUGUUCAUGAUGUAUGUGAUGAUGGCUUACCUUACCCUUUUCCAGAUGGAAUCCUGGAUGUCAUUCUCCUUGUCUUUGUGCUCUCUUCUGUUCAUCCUGACAGGAUGCAGGAUGUUGUAAACCGACUCUCCAACUUACUGAAACCUGGGGGAAUACUGUUAUUUCGAGACUAUGGAAGAUAUGAUAAGACUCAGCUUCGUUUUAAAAAGGGACAUUGUUUAUCUGAAAAUUUUUAUGUUCGAGGAGAUGGUACCAGAGCAUAUUUCUUUACAAAAGGUAUGCUAAUCUACAAGAGGAAAUAAUUGCUCAAAAUUGUU
Cebus imitator (Panamanian white-faced capuchin) is the source of this 1416-nucleotide messenger RNA. It is a transcript of the gene METTL8, whose product is annotated as methyltransferase like 8. The transcript has 9 exons. Bases 343 to 1401 code for a protein of 352 amino acids. Lineage: Eukaryota; Metazoa; Chordata; Mammalia; Primates; Cebidae. The record is from RefSeq and is a predicted model, not a curated record. Gene Ontology annotation, molecular function: tRNA (cytidine-N3)-methyltransferase activity.